This is a messenger RNA of Aricia agestis (brown argus), 1707 nucleotides long. Its product is annotated as putative nuclease HARBI1. The record is from RefSeq and is a predicted model, not a curated record. The transcript is spliced from 5 exons. The coding region runs from base 97 to 1485 and encodes 462 amino acids. Lineage: Eukaryota; Metazoa; Arthropoda; Insecta; Lepidoptera; Lycaenidae.
UCAAAUGUCAAGUUGUGACGCCCAAACCAAGCUGCACUUGUUUUAUUUAUAAAUUUAUCUAAAAUAUUAAAUUAAACAUUGAAUUUGUAUGUGAAAAUGGCUGAAAAACCGCCUGAAGAAGGGUAUAUAUCUGUAGUCGACGAGGAGCCAGAGUUUUUCGAACUUCUCAAAUGGGAUUCCGCGCAAACACAAAAAGAAGAUACGACCCGCAGUUUGGAAAAGGCAAAAAGUCCUGAGAAAAGGCUGCCAAAACCCAAGGAGGACUUGGAUCCGUUCGAUUUGACAGAUUCAAUGUUUAUGCAAACUUACCGACUUUCAAAAGAUCUGGCGCGAAACCUUGUCGAGGAAUUGACACCGGUAAUGCCGGAUUCUACGAAGCUUAUCGACGGUACUAUCGAAAGCAAGGUAAUGGCAGCAUUAUCAUUUUACGCCACCGGAAAGUAUCUGAAGCCACUGGGCAAAAAGGCUGACCCUAGCAUAACACAAUACUUUGUUUCCACAUCGGUAGCAAAAGUCACGGAGGCUCUGAAUGAUGUCAGUAUUGUGAAGAAGUACAUACACUUCCCACACUUGAAGAAUGAAAGGGACAUUAUUAAAACUAGGUUCUACAUGAAGUAUGGUGUACCCAACGUAGUGGGGUGUAUAGACUGUAUGCAUGUGCCCAUCGCCAAGCCUGACCAGGACCAGAAAAAUCAUUUCAACAAAUCUUACCACUCCAAGAAAGUGCAGAUUAUCUGUGAUAGUGACUCAAACAUAAUAAGUGUGAACGCGAAUCCCGGCGGCUCACACUCCCACGACGCCAUCCUCAACACUCACGCCGUCAAGAUUGAUCUGGAGAGCCUUAACAAUGCUCGAGACCUGUGCUGGCUCAUUGGGGGUCCACAUUACUCUCAGAAGCCAUACAUAAUGACUCCAGUUCCAAAAAUAACGAAAAAAUCUCCAAUGUCGCCAGAAAAGUAUUACACCACCAUGGUGUCGCAGGCGCACGACGUGGUGUUGAACACGAUCAAACAGCUGAAGUCGCGGUGGAAAUGUCUGCAGGCCACCUGCAAUAAGCAGUUUGACCCGUCGACCGUCGCUCAGAUGAGUGUAGCCUGCUGCAUCCUUCACAACAUAUGCAACAAGAACGGCAUUCCCGAAGUCCCAAUGACUCCCACCGAGGAGAGGCUCGAAGCUAUGAAGCAGAAGGUGGCGAACGCGCCGAUAUCCAAGAAGCAGGUCGAAGAUCCGAGCGGUGUCCGAUCGAGGGCGCAGCUGAUCGACCGACUAUGGAACGAGCGGAGGGUCGCUCCAGAGAACACCCAGAAGAAGAGAGCUAGGAAGGAUAAGGUGGUGGAGCCUACUCCCGUCGUCAACCACCAGCACAUGCAUCAGAUGCAGCCGCAGCACCUGCACGAGGACCCCAAGAGGCCCCGGAUACUCAUGAACACUCCGUACACCCUCGGCAUGAGCAUGCCCGGGUGGGGACACUACCCGCAGCACUAGCAGUAUUAGGUUUAGUAUUAAGGAGUAUGCUUAGUAUACAAAACAUUGUGUGAGGGUCUCACACGAAGAAUGCUAUUCAAUUUAACUAUAACACUUAUUUGGUACACAAGAAGGUUUAAUCUCAACAGGCUUUUUGGGUAAUAAAUGAGGUUCAAUUUUGAAUCGCCAUUAAAAUGCAGCGCCGCAUCGCGUGGACUCGGUCUGGUCUUCAGAUCUGAGUAU